Phyllotreta striolata is the source of this 1544-nucleotide messenger RNA. The record is from the annotation of a GenBank genome assembly. NCBI's taxonomy places the organism in Eukaryota, Metazoa, Arthropoda, Insecta, Coleoptera, Chrysomelidae.
GUCAAGGUCCUCUUUAUCGUGUAGACUGUAAUAAUAAUUAUGAUUUAUAUCGGUUAUGUUGGUGUUAAAAUUUAAGAAUUAAGGGCUUAGCUUCGUGUAAAUACCAUUCGUGAUGUUCUAGUAUCAUCGAGGCGCAAUUAAAUAGUCCAGUACUCGUAGAAAUUGUCCAAAAUACUCGUUAAAAACACCGAUAACAUUUAAGAGACAAUUAAAUUAAAGCCGAUAAAUCAUCGAUGGGUCGUUGAAUAUCGAAUUGCAAGUGAAGCGUCAUUGGAUAAAUAAUAUUCACCUCACAGUGGGUGUUCUAAUUUCCCGUUACAAAGUUGCAUAAAAAUCGCAUUUUAGCAAUGCAGAAACAGUAUGUACAGAUCGAUAGGAAUAGCCGGAGACGCCGCCUGCGUGACCUUCAAAUCUCCAGUUAUUCCUGUCAAACAAAGUGUAACAAAGACAACUUCCAUUAGUCUCGUAUGGAAAGGAGAAAGAAGGAGUGAUAAUUGUGAUGAUUCAGUGUCUAUUUUUAGAGGUUUGCAGGUUUAUUAAACAUUAAAAAUUAGCUGAAGUCGGUUAAUUGUCGAGGACAACAAGCGGUGUAUUUGCGGCACUUGUUCAUAACAUUUUCGUUCUAAUUUUACAGCGAAUAUUGGUCGAUGAUGUCAUUGUUGGGAGAGACAUAUUGUUUUCGGUUUUAUUACCCCGUUUUCUGCAUUAAUCUCGAAGCAUUUUAAUGGGACUUUCAGCCUUCGAAAGAGAAAAUUUUAUGUACUAAAUGCUAUAAAACUUUCCUCUUCUUAGUAAAGGAUUUAUUUAUAAUAGAUGUUAUGUCAUAUAGGCAGUGUUUGCAAUGAUUUACUUUUACAAUAAACUGUUUAUGCACAAGGAAACGACGACGAAUCAUUCGAACCAGUACGCCCGACAAACUCGCCAACUACACAACAAGCAAAAGGCCAUUUCGAAAAAAAAAAAAAAUUUUUAAGUGUACAACAUAUCUAAUAAUGUCUCUAUCGCCGGCCUCCAUUAACUCCAUGUUGGCGAGCAACGUUAACGUUUUCAAGCAAACUUUGCCAUUUACACCGGCUCCGAAAAUUAUUAGGAAACACUACACCAGCCACGAACCAUACCAUGAUCACCAUGAACACCAUGAACACCACGAAGAACACCACUACGGCAAGAAACAAAGCCGCAGCAUCGCCCUGACGGCCCUGACGUUGCUGGCGUUCCUCUUCUUCCUGCACAUCCUGCAACAGUGCCUGCACGAUCAGGUGGAAAUGUCCACCACGCCGGCACCCACCGUGGUGAUGCAGGCCAACAUUCAAGCCAAACAAAGCGCUGUAAUUUUAUCGAAGAAAGCUCAAGAUAGAGUCGAUGAAUCGGAGGAGGAAGACCUCAAACCCACCACUCCCUAUGGGUACCACGUGGAGGAGAGAACGAUGGUGACUGAGGGGGUGACCGAAGGGAGUAGUUUGUACGAUUACGAGAAGUAUCGCAUUCCUAUUAAGAUGAAAGUGGUGCAGAAAAAUGGCGAUCGGUUGAAACAUGUUUAGUAC